AUGGUGAAAAGAAGUCAGCAAAGCUCUAAGCAGUCACUACCUGCAAAUGAGGACCUUUCACCUACAAAUACACUCAAGAAGGCUAAGACUAGCAACAGCCUGGAACAAACUCCCAGUCAAAGUGGAGUUGUUCAGUCACAAGCUGUGGAGGCAACUCUAGUGUUGCCGCUGGACUCAUAUACUGAACAACAAAUAACGAACGAUUCUAGAAGAGCUCCAGUUCAGACUAGAGCGGCAAUACUGAAAGCUGCGCGAAGACAAAAUGAGACAGAAGAACAGAAACAGACACGUCUUGGUCUAGCAGCUGAACGAAAGAGGCAAAGAAGGGCUAUUGAAACGGAGCCAGAGAGACUGUCAAGACUUCAAACCGCUGCUGCUAAUUCGAGAUUGUGGCGUGCGAACUCAUCGAAGAACGAGGUACAAAGAAUAGAUCGUCUGCGAGCGAGAGGCAUAAGAGAAAGGCGGAGAAGAGCAAACGAGGCGGAAGAAGAAAGAAUGUCUCGACUUCAGCAUAGUGCUGCUAAUUCUAGAGCCUGGCGCGCAAAUCAGAUACGCUCUCUUCACACUAAUAAUGCUCAGGUAUUUUGUUUUACUUAA
This is a messenger RNA of Cylicocyclus nassatus, 597 nucleotides long. Lineage: Eukaryota; Metazoa; Nematoda; Chromadorea; Rhabditida; Strongylidae. The record is from the annotation of a GenBank genome assembly.